This is a messenger RNA of Botrytis fragariae, 1020 nucleotides long. RefSeq lists its product as uncharacterized. Bases 1 to 1020 code for a protein of 339 amino acids. NCBI's taxonomy places the organism in Eukaryota, Fungi, Ascomycota, Leotiomycetes, Helotiales, Sclerotiniaceae. The record is from RefSeq and is a predicted model, not a curated record. The transcript has a single exon.
AUGCAGGUUCAGGGCUCCCUCUCCUAUCCAACGCCAGGUCUCCUUAGAAUUCCUUUGGAGCUUCGCACAAAGAUCUUCAAAUACUGUUUAGGAGGUCGCACUGUGUAUAGAGGAUUUAAUUCUUAUACCGAUAAAAGAACCUCACUUCUACGAACCUGCCGUCAGAUUUGUGAUGAUGUCAAACAUAUUAUUUUGUCCACUUUUUUGUUCCACUUCGCAAGUACUUUCUUCAUGGUCGAUACACUUAUUGGAUUGCCAAUAUCUAUCAUCUCUCAAAUUCGAAAUAUUCGUGUUAAAGGAUACCCGUUUUCGGUAGCCACGGAUUUCGAAUGGUCUAGCGAGAGAAAUUACGGCGAGAAACGAGGAGUUGAGCAGAAAUGCGAGGAGGAAGAUGAUAAGGUCGAAUUGGUUCAUAAAAAGAGGGCCUUUGAAGCAUUUACCACUUAUCCAAUGGCAUACACUCUUUCAUUAUUUCCAGGGCUACAACUCAACAAGUUAAUAGUUGAAGACGUGCAUCAUGGUAUAGGUCAAUACGAGGGAUUUUUACCAAAUGUUCAGAAAUACAACCAAAUUCAAUCUUUAAUUCGGCAGAAUGGAUGGAGGGAAUUACGGUUUUUGACUUCAACAACAGUCUUUGUAAAUGGGAAUGGUAGAUCAUAUCUAGUCGAACAGCCAGCUGGAUGGGAUAAAGAUAUUAAAGAGAUGGAUGGUACUGGCUCUGGUGCAGAGUGUAAGAUGUUUGCUGGUGAGAACUAUGGACAGGACGAGGAUGAAAAUGCGAUACGACAGGUCUGGGAGAUCGACCCGGAUGCCAGAUCAGCAUGGAUAGGGAUUCCAAAAGAUGAAUAUCAUGGCCCGAAGCAGGAUCCCUAUCAACAGGUACUCGUCGUCGUGAAACGAGGGAAAGACACUGAUUAUAUGAAUGACGGAAGCCAUGAGUGUGAGAAAUUCGAGGCAUUGUUUGAUAAUAUGACUUGGGAUGAGAUCAAAGAGACCAAUUACCGUCCGCCUAAACAUUAA